AUGCCACCUGUUGGUCAUUUUGAGAAUUUCCGACAAGGGUGGUCUCUGCGGUCUCUUUGGCAUCCAUCGAUUCCUCGACGUUGGAUCAAGAUGUUGAUUUUAGUAGCUUUGGUAUGCUUCUUCUCGGUCGGACUCGGUCUGCGCUUGAACCAGAAUCAAGUUCGCUAUCUGUAUCCAGAUGACGACUUUCAAGAUGAUUCCGUCUCCCAUUUCCCUCCACCCCGGCAGACGGGUCAGAAAACUCAUGAUCCGACCAUUUUGAAGGUUGGAAAUGAGUUCUAUCUGUACAAUGUCGGCGAGCACAUCUUUAUUCAUACCGCGCCUUCCAUGGCCGGUCCAUGGAAGCGUGUUGGCACCCUGCUGGACGCCAACAGUGUCAUCCCAAAGGGUGAUCGUGCUGCACCUUGGGCACCAACGGUUAUCGAGUACGACGGAGUUUACUACUGCUAUUACAGUGUGAGCAAAGCAGGCUGCCGUGACAGUGCUGUCGGUGUGGCGACAUCAAAUUCCCCUGGACCAGGCAACUGGUACGACCAUGGUGCUGUUGUCCAGACAGGAACAGGCAAUGGAUCCGAUGUGUCGCCCUACACUAUUUCCAAUGCUAUUGACCCCAGUGCAUUGGUUCUGCCUAAUGGCGAGGCAUAUCUCACGUUCGGAAGUUACUGGACUGGCAUCUACCAAGUUCCUCUUGGAAAGGAUAUGCUUUCUCCUAAGAGUACUACUGAGCCCGACGCUCGUCACCUUGCCUACGAACCCAACAUGCUCAGUACUCCCAACCGCAACGCCAACUCACUGUGCGGUGACCCGACUGGGCCACAUGCCAUUGAAGGGGCGUUCAUCUCGUACCGCGACGGAUAUUAUUACCUUUGGUUCAGCCAUGGAAACUGCUGCAAUUUAAAACCGAAUAAUCUUCCUGCUGCUGGCAAAGAAUACAGUAUCCGCGUUGGACGAUCCAAAAACCCCCGUGGCCCAUUUGUCGACAAGACCGGCAAAGACCUUGUCGAAGGCGGUGGUACUAUAAUCUACGGAUCUAACGGUGAAACCUAUGCCCCAGGCGGCCAAGGUGUCCUCCGCAACGGGGAAACUGACCUCCUCUACUAUCAUUACCAAAACAAAACCAUUGGCGUGGCAUUUGCAGAUGCUCUUCUUGGUUUUAACCCACUGAAAUACGUCGAAGGAUGGCCCGUUGCACAGCCAUAA
This is a messenger RNA of Penicillium verhagenii, 1200 nucleotides long. RefSeq names its product putative endo-arabinanase. The coding region runs from base 1 to 1200 and encodes 399 amino acids. The record is from RefSeq and is a predicted model, not a curated record. Gene Ontology annotation, biological process: carbohydrate metabolic process. Gene Ontology annotation, molecular function: arabinan endo-1,5-alpha-L-arabinosidase activity. NCBI's taxonomy places the organism in Eukaryota, Fungi, Ascomycota, Eurotiomycetes, Eurotiales, Aspergillaceae. The transcript has 4 exons.